Molecule: messenger RNA, 573 nt
Organism: Paraglomus occultum
Lineage: Eukaryota; Fungi; Glomeromycota; Glomeromycetes; Paraglomerales; Paraglomeraceae
Source: the annotation of a GenBank genome assembly
AUGGCCUUAGCCCUCUUUAUCGUGUUUCUUGUUGUUUUCACGGAACUAAUUCCGUACAUCGGUUAUAAGGCUGUUGCUAGUUGGGCUUAUGGCAUAUACCUUAACCUAUUCAAAGCGGACGUUAUUCAUAAGCAGAGGCGACUAAAGAGGGAAAUUCUGCAUGUUAAACAUGAAUUGGCGCGGACUAGUUCACAGGAUCAAUUCGCCAAAUGGGCAAGACUAAGACGAAAACUUGACGGCAAAAUGAGUGACUUAGAUAAGAUCCGUAAAGCACUAGGAUACAUGAAAACCGGAUUUGAAUUAAAAUUCACAACUUUCUUGUGGCUAAGCAUGUUCAUAGUACCAACACUUCUUUUCAUAUAUUGUUGGUCUAUACCAGUUUUCUAUUUACCGAACGGUUGGUUCGGUCCAGCAACUAUGUUCUUUACGUUGCCAUUUGCACCAUCUGGGUCUGUCGGCGUUCUUGCCUGGUAUUUUGUUUGUCGUCAUGUCAUAAGAAAGAUCGUAACGACAAAGAGAAACACUAUAAUGCUCUAUAAUUAUUACAUUCCUGGAAAAAGUAAUGGCGGUUAG